ACCAUGUGUCAUUCCCUAGAGUAUCAUUUCUUUGUUUAGUGGUUGCGCAUGAGAAGUCCCAUCAAUAUGGAUAAAGUUCAAAAGCUUUCAAACAAAGAAUCUUAUUCUCAAGAGAAUGAUGACAUGCGGGGGGCUAUUCUUCUGACCACGCCUAGACUUUUGCUUAAAGUCUGGUUUUUGACCGACUUCAGCUUUAUAUAGCCACCCAUAUUCUUCUCGCUUCUUGUACAGCUAGUUCUCCGACUGUGACAAUUCAAGAAUCGUUAAAAAAAACACCCCAAACUGAAAAGCAAACAUAGAUGGCUAACGAGUCAAGAGAAAACGAACAGAUCAUCCUAACAUGUAUAUUCGUAUUUUCUGUGUUGGCUAUUCUGGCAAAUGCUUUGGUAAUUAUUCUUGUACUAACUUCAAAACGCCUUCGUACCUAUGUGAACGGCUUUCUUGUCUCUCUCGCUGCCUCAGAUAUUUUAAUCAACAUUUGUGUCGCUUUUCCGUUUGUGUUCUUCAGCUGGGAAAAACAGCAUAUUAAGAUAGCAACAACGUUGUACAAAUAUUUUUUAGCUUCUGCUUCGAUGUCUGAGCUUGGUAAUCUAUGUGCUGCGACAUACGAGCGGUAUUUGGCCGUGGUGAAGCCAUUCCAGUACAAAACACGGAUCAAGAAGUAUUUUUGUAUCAUUAUACCAGUUGUGUGGCUUUCUUCCUUCUUGGUUAGUUUAAUCGUAUUUUUACAUUACGCCGAUCUUAAGAAGUCUGUAAAGAAAAUGAUYGUGAUACCAACAUUAUUAAUCUUUGUACUCCUUCCUCUAUUCAUCAUCAUUAUUUUUUAUCAUUAUAUCUUUGUAAGUUUAGUCAAACAAAAAAAAACUAUACACACUCUUGGGUCAAUCCAUCCUCAUGUUCUUCACCAGCGAAAGAAACGAGAAGUGAAACUUGUCAAAAUGUUUGCUGUUGUGGCCUCGUUGUACAUUUUUAGUACAAUACCAGGACUUCUACACGAAAGUGUUGGAGAAAUCAGGAAUUUCACUUUGCCAGGUUGUACGACAAGUUUUGCUCUUUUUUUAUCGUAUUUUGGUAUCGUUCUGUCUUCUCUCGCCAAUCCAUUCAUCUACACUUUUAGCAAGCAAGAUUUCAGGCAACAAAUCAAAGUGAUUUUUAAGAACAUUCCUCAGUGUAAAAUGUGGGACCGGCAGACAUGACCAAGUUUUCAUCGUUUCCCUGCAUUUGCAAAUCUUGUAGUCACCAAAGUAUUCUUUUAUUUAUCUACAAGUUGGAGAUUUUUGCGAUUCUUUUCACUAAUUCAAGAAUUUUUCGCUUGUCAACUCACGUUUGCCGUAAAUGAGACAGUCACUCUCUCAAUAUUAARUAUUUCACAAGUCCGGACAAUUUCCCUGGCUGGGAGGAUGUUAAAUGUAUAGAUCGUGACACAUAGACCACGGUUUUUUCAACUUUUUGCAUAGACUAGUUACCAAAAAUCCAUCGAUAAUGCUGGAAAAAGCACCUCAAACUUAGAAARUUUACCAGGUUUGAGAGUGAUAUAUUGGAAGCAGGCGAAGAUAUGGCCAUGYAAACUCACGAAAUUCUACGGACGU
Molecule: messenger RNA, 1589 nt
Organism: Actinia tenebrosa (Australian red waratah sea anemone)
Lineage: Eukaryota; Metazoa; Cnidaria; Anthozoa; Actiniaria; Actiniidae
Product: octopamine receptor beta-2R-like
Biological process (GO): G protein-coupled receptor signaling pathway
Cellular component (GO): plasma membrane
Molecular function (GO): G protein-coupled receptor activity
Source: RefSeq, a predicted model, not a curated record